This is a messenger RNA of Haliotis rubra (blacklip abalone), 1084 nucleotides long. RefSeq names its product chitin deacetylase 8-like. The record is from RefSeq and is a predicted model, not a curated record. Gene Ontology annotation, biological process: carbohydrate metabolic process. NCBI's taxonomy places the organism in Eukaryota, Metazoa, Mollusca, Gastropoda, Lepetellida, Haliotidae. Bases 76 to 645 code for a protein of 189 amino acids. The transcript has a single exon.
AUAUAGGAGUGACGUAAACACGAUGAAUGAUGAUGGUGAUGAUGGUGGCAGUCGUGAUGAUGAUGCGAUACGAAGAUGGGUGAUUUUGAUGGUGGCGAUGAUGACAAUGUUGAUAAUGUUGAGGACGAUAUCACUUGGCCUGGAACUCUACAACAUGGAUGGCCGUUGUCAUGUGAGACAAAGCCCUGCCCUAGCAGCAACUACACGUUAUGGGAGAUCCCCGUUAUAGCGCUACUGGACCACAAGCUGAAAUACCCUUGCAUGACAGUGGGUGGGUGCAUCGUUAAGCCAGAAACGGAAUCGGAUGCUUUUCAGCUUCUGUGGAGGAACUUUUACAACUUCUAUAGGAGUAAAAAGAUUCCCUUUAUUGUGAACAUGAAGCCAGGGUGGCUGAACACGGACUAUCAUUACUCGGCUUUGGAUAGGUUUAUUUUGUCCCUUCUGGAUCUUAACGACGUGUACAUUGUCACGAUGCAUCAGUUGGUUCAGUGGAUGAAGAACCCGACGAAUCUGACAACUAUUCAUGAGUUCAAACCCUGGAAGAGUCCCGGUGCUUUGGGAGCUGGGGUUUCUGUGAAUCUCAGUGUGCUUGUUGUUCUUGGAGUUUCCGUGCUGGGAUAUAUAUUUCUUGCCGCUUGGAUCUGAAGUGGACGUGUUCACGACAGUGUUCAUCAUGAUGUUCAUAGCGGUGUUCAUAGCUGUGACCACCAGGAUUUUCACGGCAUUGUUCAUCACGAUGUUCAUAAAGGGAUGUUCACCAUAGUGCCCAUAGCUGUGUUCACGGUAGUAUUUUCCCACAGUGUUCAUAGUGGUGUUUGCAUUGAUGUUCAUUGCGAUGUUUACAUUGAUGGCUGUUUACAUUGAUGUUCAUUGCGAUGUUUACAUUGAUGUUCAUUGCGAUGUUGAUAUUGAUGUUCAUUGCGAUGUUUACAUUGAUGUUCACGUCAGUGUUUACAUUGAUGUUCAUUGCGAUGUUUACAUUGAUGUUCAUUGCAAUGUUAAUAUCGAUGGGUGUUUACAUUGAUGUUCAUUGCGAUGUUUACAUUGAUGGGUGUUUACAUUGAUGUUCAUUGCGAUGUUUAAA